This is a messenger RNA of Ruditapes philippinarum (Manila clam), 1770 nucleotides long. RefSeq names its product alpha-amylase-like. Gene Ontology annotation, biological process: carbohydrate metabolic process. NCBI's taxonomy places the organism in Eukaryota, Metazoa, Mollusca, Bivalvia, Venerida, Veneridae. The record is from RefSeq and is a predicted model, not a curated record. Bases 107 to 1639 code for a protein of 510 amino acids. Gene Ontology annotation, molecular function: alpha-amylase activity; cation binding. The transcript is spliced from 8 exons.
CAUCCUACAAAAUUACCAAAGUCAAUCCCAUAUAAGCUGGCUCAAAUGUAUAAAUAGGCAGUUUCUGAAUUUAAUUAACAUUUAGUUUUAAUAUCUAAAAACGUACAUGAAUAUGUUAUCCUUUAUUUUGAUAUUUACAGUUGUGAACAUUCCGCACGUUGUACUGUCUGCCGGCCCCUACAGUGAGCCGCACUGCGCAGCCGGACGUGACACCAUUGUUCAUUUGUUCGAGUGGAAAUGGACGGACAUUAAGGCGGAAUGCGAACGAUUUCUAGGGCCUAAUGGGUAUUGCGGUGUACAGAUCUCGCCUCCAAACGAGAACGCAAUAGUCACCAACCCAAACAGACCAUGGUAUGAACGGUACCAGCCCGCAAGUUAUAAAUUAAUCACCAGGAGCGGUAAUGAGCGGGAGUUUAAAGACAUGGUAACAACGUGUAACAAGGUUGGUGUGAGAAUUUAUGUAGACGCGGUAAUAAACCAUAUGACCGGAGGUUUCUCCGGAAAUGGUACGGCGGGCAGUUAUUUCGAUGGUGCAAAUUGUGACUUCCCCGGCGUUCCAUACGGUAGUGGGGACUGCAACGGCCCUGACUUGUGCCAUACAAGUGAUGGGUCAAUUCAUAACUAUGGAAACGCCAUAGAAGUCCGCAACUGCAGAUUAUUUACUUUAGCCGAUCUUCGUCUAUCCGAAGACUAUGUAAGAGGUAAAAUUGUGGACUACAUGAAUAAACUUAUUGAUAUAGGAGUGGCUGGAUUUCGGGUGGACGCUGCGAAACACAUGUGGCCCGGUGACCUUCACAUCAUUUUUCGGAUGUUAAAUGACCUUAGAAGUGACGUAUUUGGGACAAGCAGAAGACCUUUUGUUUUUCAAGAGGUUAUUGACAUGGGCGGUGAGCCUAUAAAAAUGUCCGAAUAUUUCGGUACGGGGAGGGUUACUAACUUUAUAUACGGUGUAAAGCUAGCAGACAUUUUCUUGCAUAAUUCGAAUCAGGCCAAGUGGUUGGACAGUUGGGGCGAAAGAUGGAGUAUGCCUAAUACGAAUGAUGUAGUGGUGUUUCUUAGUAACCAUGACAACCAAAGGGGUCAUGGCGCGGGAGGGGAGCCAAUUACAUUUUACCAUCCCAAACAGCUAAAAAUAGCAACAGCGUUCAUGCUUGCACAUCCUUAUGGUUUUCCAAGAAUUAUGAGUAGCUUUUACUGGAACAGACAGAACAACUGGGAGGGACCACCACACAACGCUGAUAUGAGUAUUAAAGAUGUUGUCAUCAAUCCUGACUUGACAUGUGGAAACGGCUGGAUAUGUGAACAUAGAUGGCGCCAAAUUUUCAAUAUGGUUGCGUUCAGAAAUGUCGUUGCUGGUACUCCUCUCACAAACUUCCGGUCAUAUGGCGGCCAGCAGAUCUCAUUUUCACGGGGAGGCAAGGGGUUUGUAACCCUCGUUGGUGACGGCAGCACUCUUAAUCAGACGAUAAACACAGGACUUCCGGUUGGUGACUACUGUGACGUCAUUUCCGGGAAUUACGUGAAUGGAACUUGCAGCGGUAAAGUUAUACGGGUCGAAGAGAAUGGUGAAGCUCAUAUUUCAAUCAAAGGUGAUGCUGACGAUCCAGUGAUUGCUAUUCAUAUUGGUGCAAAGAUUUGAAGCCCAAAGAAGGUGACGACAUAGACCGAUGUACUUGUAAAAUAAAUAAUGAAAUCCAUUUUUUGGCUUUGUUAACAUAAACUUCACAUGCUCAAACCAUGCAAUAAAAUUAAUUUAAAAUAUGAAAUGUA